ACUUCUGUCAUUCGUAUUGAACUUUAUUUUUACCACUUCAAUUUUCGUACAAUUCCUUCGUCAGCAGCGAGGAUAACUACUCGCAUCGCGUAAAUUGAAUUCCCCUGUACGUGCAGGGGACAAACUCAGCUGCAGUUGUAUUCGGUCGCUCCGGCACCAUGGUUGUGACGAAAGAUACGUUCCUGCCGACGGAGGAAGAACUUACGGUACCGGAGAUCAACCUAUCCGGACCAGCGCUCCGUGCCGGCGCCUUCCAUCUGGGCAAGUACUGUGAGGCGCAAAACAAUGAGUUUAUGUUAUGCCGCCAGGAGCUGGAUGAUCCGCGGGCGUGCGUGAACGAGGGCAAAGCGGUCACUAACUGUGCGUUCGAGUUCUUCCGGAAGCUAAAGAAGACCUGUGCCCAGGAGUUUACGCAGUAUGCCAACUGUCUCGACAAAAGCAGUGGCGAUUUGAAUUUCAAGCACUGCCGCAAAACGCAGGGCGUGUACGACAAGUGCGUCCUGGACAACAUGGAUCUGGAGCGUCCCGAUUAUGGAUAUUUCUGCCGCGCCAAGGUUCACGCCACGGAACGUCCGCCGCCACCGAAGAAAGAAAAGGCAGUGUACCCGGACGCAACGCCGGGACUGCCGGAGGAUUAUCCACGGCCCGAGGCCAAAUACGGUUCUCGAUUCCACUGGCUCAACUAGGGGUGAGGUGGGAGCGCGUGGCAGAUGGGGUGCUACACGGUACGGUUUAGCUGAAAUGGUUCUAGGCAAAGCGGUGACGAGAGCUCGCUGAACGUUGUUUGAGUGUAGAUAAGGAACGAGAGAGAGAAAGAGAGAGGGCUCUAGCCCGCACGCAUGAGGGUGUAGAAAACAGCACACUCAACACCAUAAUCGACCAUCGGAUGAAUCGUUUCUUUAGCUACAGUAAAAAUCAUUGCUUAAAACAACGAA
Molecule: messenger RNA, 935 nt
Organism: Anopheles coluzzii
Lineage: Eukaryota; Metazoa; Arthropoda; Insecta; Diptera; Culicidae
Gene: ND-19
Product: NADH dehydrogenase [ubiquinone] 1 alpha subcomplex subunit 8
Exons: 4
Coding region: 159-686 (175 amino acids)
Biological process (GO): mitochondrial electron transport, NADH to ubiquinone
Source: RefSeq, a predicted model, not a curated record